Molecule: messenger RNA, 237 nt
Organism: Macrosiphum euphorbiae (potato aphid)
Lineage: Eukaryota; Metazoa; Arthropoda; Insecta; Hemiptera; Aphididae
Source: the annotation of a GenBank genome assembly
AUGGCGAGUGAAUGUAUGAACCCAAAAAAAUGCUCAGAGUGUAGUGCAAAGCACCACACCUUGCUUCAUUUCGGUGACCACGAGCAGAUUGUCACUUCUGCACAUGUCACGGUGGCCGCGUCGUCUACCAGAGACCCCCAUGCCUCAGUUUUGUUAGCAACCGCCAGCGUGGUGAUUCAGAAUGAAGAAGGAAAUCACGUCACCGUACUAGCACUAUUAGACAGCGCCAAUCAAUGA